UACUAACUGGUUUAAAUCAACACAGAAUAGUGAGUCUCAACAAAAAUUUAAUUUGUAUAUUAGUUCGAAUGAAGACUUCAUGUGAUAAAUGUUGUAAUCGAGGCUCGAGGAAAGUUAUACCCUGCGACUAGGGCUGCAUGGAAGAAUGGAAGAGCAUGCAGACAAUGUGGACGAAGCAUCGUCAUUAGAACUAAUUGUGUCCGAUAAAAACAAACCGUUUUCUACUGAUGAUGACGCAUAUCAACAGCUCAAAUCUGUUUACAUCGGGCAGUCGAUUGAUGUAUUCGUAUUAGUUAAGUAUUGUCCUGAGCGCGAUAAGUACUCGGAUUUAGAGUCUUGGCGCUGUCGAAUAUGUCAGCUUGGGGUGCACGGUUGUCUGACCCCUGCUCCAGAGACUGAAAGAAACAAUGAUGAAUGCCGACUUUCGAGCAAGGAGCCUUCUGUUGAUCAUAGCUGGCACUUUGGCGAGUGUAAAAUUUGCCUCAGUUUUACCGAGGGAUCUGAUUCCAGAACAGUUUCUCACUUCCAUCUGAAAGAAAAACCUUACUUUUCUAAAGGUAACAUCUAUGUAAUUCCUCUGAGCCUAAGUCUCACCUCUGUACCAGGUGGGUGCAAGCAAGUGUUGCUCUCAGUAGCAGUCUGGCUCUCUAAGACACCAACUCCAACAGAAUGGAUGGCACUUGAAAAAGAUUUCUGCCUUAGUCCUGAUUCAUCCACAGGACUCCCUCCUCCUCCAAAGACUGUUACAAGGCAAUCUUUAAGUUGUCUUCUGAACCUAAUACAACCUCCUAAACUGAAGUGUCAUCUUGCUCAGGCUGCAGGCAAGCAAUUCAUUCUGUUGGAAGUGCACAACUCUACAUAUGAAGAUGUUACCAUAUCUAAUUGUUGGGUGUUACCAAGUUCCUGUCACUGGGCUACACGAAGUCCAACAGAACCCUUAUGUGAUCACAACAGCAAAGAAUGCAGCUUUGAUCAGCCAUUUAAUUUCAGAACAGACUAUAGUUCAAGUUCUUCCAACAGCAGGUCUUUUGGCCAGUCAUUUUGUGAAAGUGACCAACAUAGUCAAAAAGUCUCUUUACUUAAAACCGACAACUCUACAUUUCCGCUGUAUUUAAGUCCAGGAGAAGUACUCUCCCUUGUAUUUACUGUACAACAAAAAGAACUGGAAGGUCCAAAUAUGAUGUUUUCUCUGGCAGCACACAUCAGUUGGUGUAGCCAGCAAGCUAAACUAAUGGAUGAGCCAAAAACAGUUACCACUUACAGCCUUCCAAACAUCAAACUUCAUCAUCCACCAUUUGUUGUUUCUGUUUCUUGUAAAGAUGAAAUUACUGUUGGUCGCAGUUUCAAUGUUCUCUACACCAUUUCAAACAAAUUACAAGAUUUUCUGGCUCUUCGCCUCUACUGGAACCCCACACCUUCAUCCAGCAUUGUAGAAACAAAGGAAGGCUAUAUAAAUAUUAAAGCACCCAAGCAUAAUAUUAUGAACUCUAUUAUAUGUCAAGAUCCAGAUGUACUUCUUGGGUCCUGUCCAAAAGGCUCGACUAUGACAGCCAAUGUUCGAUUUCAGGUAUUACAUCCAGGUUUAUUUGAACUUGGUCAGCAUAUGAAACUAAAUUUGAGAUAUGCUUUACCUUCGUCCACUGAAUCUCGACAACAUGAAAUCAGCAGCCCAACUGAUUCAAUGUCUACACUCUCUCCUGAUGAGCAACUAAUGGCAUCUGAAGAACUGUGGAGAGAACGUAGUGGUAGCACUUCUUCCGUCCGUAGUGCUGGCUUUUUGUCCUGUGAUGAACGCAGGCGAUCAUAUGCUACCAAGUCUUACUCUUUUGGUGAUCUUGGUCCAGCUUCUUCCAGUGAAUCAGAUACAGGGAGACAUAGGAAGUUUAAAAACAUUGAACGUUCACCACGGCUUCCUCCGCCUCGACCACCUCCACCUAGGAAGUUAUCGCGCACUGAACAAAUUGUUACAAACCCUCGAAACUUUUUGAAGGAAAGUUAUCAACUUUAUCUCCCACAAAUUCUCUAAUCAACUUCUAAUCAGGAACAUCUACCGAAGUUAUAAAUAUAUUUUGCACUGCAUUGAGCUAAUACUUGCUCUCACAAAUAUCAACGUUUUACACAACACAAGACAAAUAUACCGUUUUUUUUUUUUAAAUGCACACACACACACACCAAACAAUUUAUUAAGUUUAUUUAAAAUUGUUUUUCUUUUAAUUCUUUCAUGUUGUUUUCUUGGACAGCAAAUCAGACCCUAAUUGCUGUUGUGAUACUGAAUGUUACUAGAUGAUAUUGUGUUUCAUGUGUUACAUUAGUGAAAUCUUGAUUUGGUGGUUGUACAUAGAGUACAAUUGCCUACUUACUCAGGACCUCAAAAUCCAUGUUGUUGCAGGGAUUAGAGAAAAAUGUGUUAACUCUUAAACUGCAAUUUUUUUGUAAAUAUUUUUUUUUAAAUGGAUUAUUGUUAAUGUUGAUAUAAAGGGCAGCAAGUUUUUGGAAACAGUGGAGCACCAGAGUAAAUAAAUGCCAUACAGCAUUUAGCAUUGUCCCUCUGUGCUCUGGAUUAAACUUUUGUAUUAAUAAUAUAGCUUGGUUAAUUUAAUAUCUCCCAUAAAGGUGGUGAACUCACAGAAUUGUUAGCAAACCAGACAAAAUGCUUUGCAGCGUUUCUUCUGUGUUAAUGUUCUGAAUUUAAAUUCUACCAAGGUCAACUUUGCCUUUCAUCCUUUUGGGGUCAAUGAAAUAAGUACCAGUUGAGUACUGGGGUUGAUGUAAUUGACUAAUCCCCUCCCCCAAAUUUCAGGCCUUGUGCCUUUUGCAGAAAGAAUUUAAUAUCUUCCAUACUACAAAAAUGGUCUUUAUGUGUAUGUAUAUAUAUAUAUAUAUAUAUAUAUACAGUUGUUACUACUAAUAUAUAUCAGUUUGUUAUUGUUGUUAUAUGAGUUUAUGAUUAAGGCAGCUGUCAAAAGCAGUAGAGUCUUCUAGAUUUAGCUACUUCUAUGACAUGGGUUCAAAUCCUGCUGGGUCAUCUAUACCUUUUAUUCUUCUGGGAUUGAUAAAAUAUGUAGCUUUUAUUAACCAGCUUAAACUCCAUUGAUUAUUCCAUUUUCCCACAAAUCCCUCCAAUUAUGUGAGCUUGAAGAUAGCAACUUCAUAUGUAAGACCUAAGGUGAUUUUUUUUUAGUGCUUUUUUUGUUGUUUUUGUGGACAAAAGUUUUGUCUUAUAAACAAUCGUAUAUAUUUUUUCUGAUUUUUACCACUGUUUUGUAUAUUAAAUUAUCGUAUGGUAAAUUUGUUUCAACAACCACUAGAACCAUUCAAACUGAAGUUGGCUUAAAUAUCUCUUCUCUAUCAUCAUCAGCAUCACUGUCAUCUUCAUUGUCUGUAGCCACCCGGUGCUAACAUAAUGGUAUUUUAGUCUGGUCCCACUUGAUGUAUUUAUAUAUUAAUAUAAUUAAUGUAAUUAUAUAUUAAUUGGGCAUAGAUUAUUUUAUAAAGAAAUAUGUUCUAUAGAGCUGCUACUGGUAGCUGUUUUCAUCCCUGGUAGGAUUUGAACUCAAAUAUAUAGUCAUUUAUUCACAUGUGGUACUUCACUGGUAACUUCAGUACUUCAUCAAUAUAAUGGGAGAAAAUGUAAAUUUAAAAACAGCUAUAUUCCAUAAAUAUAAAUAGGGAAUUUAUUAUUGUCAGAACAUAACGUUGUCCAUUAUGACAAUUUGUAUAUAUCUAUCAAUUUAUCAGUUUCUCAAAUUGAUUUAAAGCAUUUUGAGAAAUGGCUUGUAUGAGACAUGGCCCAUCAUCAAACAGGCGACACUAAUAAACAAAUUCAAGGUACUUUCCCAUUAGGUAUAUCAUUCAGAAAGUCCUGUAAGCAGCAGCUUGCCCAUGACUGGCUUAUGGCUAAUACAUUAAUCUGUUAUAAGAUUCAGUUUAAAGCUCUUACAUUAGUCUAUCAUAAGAAUUGGUUUAUAGCUGCAGUGUAAGACAAUUUCCAGAAUAAAUUUUUGGUUACUUCUUUUUUUUCCUGUUAAAACAGGAUAUAUAAAUAUACAUAUAAAUAUUCACUUAAUCCCAAACACUUUAUAAAUCCAACUGUAUAUUGUACCUAAAUUCUAAUGCAAAUUUUACAUUUUCUCCAUAGUUUGUUUGUUGAUUCCAUAUAUCUAUUUUUUACUUGGGGUUUGUAAUGAGGGUUAACAACAUUUGUUAAUGCUGGUGGUUUAUAUCUGCAGUUAACAUUGAGGUCAAUUAAUAUUGUUGAUUAAUAUUAACAUAAUAUUAGUUAUUAUAAAUGGUUAUUAGUGCUGUGUGCAGCUAUUGUUACUUCGCUUAUAUUUAACCCAUUAGCACUUAAACUGGCCAUAUACGAUCCAGAUAUCCUACCUGUUUCAUGUUCAAAGAGAUCUGGCCUUUCACACCUAUUCUACAAUGUCAUUCUAAAAAUAAACAAUCAAUCAUCAUAAUUUCAAAGCUACAAUAUAAUGCAUAAUUAAUUCAAAACAAUAUGAAUAAAUAAGCAUCUCAUUUGACAAAAUAAACUGAAUGCUAAAAGGAUGGAGAAGAAUAUUGAGAAAAAGAGACACAAAACAUCUUGCAAUCCUACAUCUUUGUAAAAAUAUUGAUUAAUAUUUGAAAAUAUUGUUGGUUUGACAUCAUCUAUAAUAAUGAUGAUAAUGUUGGUUAAUUUUAUCAAUUUAUAUUGUUUAUCAAUUGUUAAUAUUGUUAAUUGUUGUU
Molecule: messenger RNA, 4731 nt
Organism: Octopus sinensis (East Asian common octopus)
Lineage: Eukaryota; Metazoa; Mollusca; Cephalopoda; Octopoda; Octopodidae
Product: microtubule-associated protein 11-like
Exons: 13
Coding region: 146-2026 (626 amino acids)
Biological process (GO): cilium assembly
Cellular component (GO): TRAPPII protein complex
Molecular function (GO): alpha-tubulin binding
Source: RefSeq, a predicted model, not a curated record